Molecule: messenger RNA, 2203 nt
Organism: Hippocampus comes (tiger tail seahorse)
Lineage: Eukaryota; Metazoa; Chordata; Actinopteri; Syngnathiformes; Syngnathidae
Gene: ubash3bb
Product: ubiquitin associated and SH3 domain containing Bb
Exons: 14
Coding region: 213-2144 (643 amino acids)
Molecular function (GO): protein binding
Source: RefSeq, a predicted model, not a curated record
GGACAUUAAUGUGCGUGUGUGCGUGGUAAUAAGCGCAUCUCAUUCGCUGCUUCUUCCAGAGGCGGAGCAGCAGGCUUGCCGGCUGCCCACACAGAGUAGCUCUGUCUCCGGUUGGGUUGUCUUUUUAUUUACCAUCCGCUCGCCGGUGUGCCGUUCCGGCCCGACAAAGUCGUGGGACACUCGCGUGUCUUGAGACUUACUUGAAGUGGACCAUGGCAGCCAGAGAGGAGCUCUACAGUAAAGUCCUUCCUCGGAGACUCCGUCAGAACCGGUCGGGUUCCGCGAAAUGCAGCUCCAACCUGGAUGUGCUGUUGUCUAUGGGCUUCCCGAGACAAAGGGCGUUAAAAGCGCUAGCGUCAACCGGAGGCCGGAGUGUUCAAGCAGCUUGCGACUGGUUGUUUUCCCAUGUGGACGACCCAUUCCUGGAUGACCCUUUACCCAGGGAGUUUGUCCUUUACCUGCGACCCAGUGGACCACUACAGAACCAGCUCUCCCAUUUCUGGCAACAGAGUCGGAUCGCAUGUGGCAAAAACAAAGCCCACAACGUUUUCCCACACAUCACGCUGUGCCAGUUCUUCAUGUGUGCGGACCACAAGGUAGAGUCUCUCUGUGAGGCCCUCCAGACUACCGUACAGCAGUGGCGGGGUCGAUUUCCCAGCCCCCUGCCCCUGGAACUGUACACUUCCUCCAACUUCAUUGGUCUUUUCGUAAAGGAGCAUGUGGCUGAGGUCCUGAAGCAGUUUGCGGCUGACUUCGGCACAGAGGCAGCGAGGAAAGCUGCAGAGGUCCAUGUGGAGCCUCAUAAGAAACAGCUCCAUGUAACACUGGCCUACAAUUUCCCCACCGAUCACCUCGCCACACUGGAAAAACUGGCGAAGGGCAUCGAGGUGAAGCUAGGUUGUGAUUGGCUGGCAGUUCUUUUCUCCCGGGACAUUCGUUUUGCAAACCAUGAGACUCUACGAGUGAUGUACCCCUACACACCGCAGAAUGAAGAUGAGAUGGAGUUGGUGGUGGGGGAUUUUGUCUUCAUGUCUCCAAUGGACCAGAGUAACGCCACGGAGGGCUGGGUGUACGGGACCUCCCUCGCCAGCGGGCUAUCAGGCCUGCUGCCCGAAAACUACGUGGGCUUAGCUGACGAGUCCGACACUUGGGUCUUCCAUGGCUCCCAUUCAUUCUUCACCUCUGAGCCCUCUGAUAAAACCAUUAGGGAGAGGAGAAUGUUUGUUGGACUGCUGGACAGCCGACACCACGAUACAAGUCCUGGAGACACACCAACUGUCAGUCUUAUUUGUCAUCCAGUGCAGCAGGUCCUGCGGAUUACUGGUAAUCACACUCGUCAGCCCAAGCGGUCAUUUUUUGUUUGUCGACACGGUGAAAGAAUGGACGUGGUCUUUGGAAAACACUGGCUCUCACUCUGCUCAGACAGUAAAGGUAGAUACGUCCGUUCCAAUUUAAAUAUGCCACUGACUUUGCCACUGUGGGGAGCACAAAGGGAUUAUGACAUGGACGCACCUGUGACUGUGUUUGGAUCCACGCAAUCACAAUUAGUAGGUGAGGCCCUUUUAGAAGGUAACAUUGUGAUCGAUUUUGUGUAUUGCUCACCUGCUCUGCGAUGUGUUCAGACUGCCCAGAGCAUCUUGAAAGGUAUGCAGCAGGACGGCAAGCUGAAAAUUCGGGUGGAGCCGGGUCUUUUUGAAUGGACCAAAUGGCUUUCCAGGAACUCCCUGCCUGCAUGGAUACCUCCUGCUGACCUUGCUGCAACCCAUUUCAGUGUGGACACGACAUACAGACCGCUGAUCCCCAUCGGUAAGCUUACAGUGUCGGAAUCGUAUGAGAACUACAUGAGUCGAAGCCACCAAGUGACCAAAGAGAUCCUAUCAGACUGCAAAAACACUGGAAACAAUGUGCUGAUUGUAGCUCACGCCUCUUCCCUUGAGGCCUGCACACGCCAGCUGCAGGGUUUCGUCCCGCGAAGCGCCAAAGACUUCAUCCAAGGAGUUCGAAAGAUCCCUUACCUGGGCCUCUGCUCUUGCGAAGAGCAGGGCAACUCGGGGCAAUGGCGGAUGGUCGACCCGCCCGUCCUCCCACUCACACAUGGCCCAAACCACAGCUUUGACUGGAGGGAGACACUUUUACAUGAAUAACAUUUGUUGGCUUAUCAAUUCCACCGAGUGCACCAUCCAGCGGGAUGCAGCAAGAGCGC